Messenger RNA from Apis laboriosa (Himalayan honeybee), 4217 nucleotides. Its product is annotated as cilia- and flagella-associated protein 61-like. The coding region runs from base 88 to 3741 and encodes 1217 amino acids. The record is from RefSeq and is a predicted model, not a curated record. Lineage: Eukaryota; Metazoa; Arthropoda; Insecta; Hymenoptera; Apidae. The transcript is spliced from 22 exons.
CGCCACUGAGUGAGGGUGUCAACGUUUGUUUUAUUCGAAACGACAAACCGACCUAGAGAGAUCAACAGCGAAACCAGUUGUCACUCGAUGGUGCAGUGGAACGAGAGAGGCGAGAUCGUUUCGGGCAUCUGCAUCUGCAAUUAUCCGAACGUGCCGUCGGUGAUUCCGGAAGAUUGGAUAAAUUGGUUGUACGCGUUGUACAGGCCGCAACAAGUGUCGGAAAAGAACUCGAUGUUCGUGCACAUGCUCGUCUGGGACAGCCGAUACACCGGCCACUUCUUCGAAAAACUCCUGUGCGGAUUGUUCGAUGUCACCUCGUAUUUGGAAUACGUACUCAUCGUGAUUCCUCCUCGGAUCAUUCUCAACGACAUUUUCGAGAAACAGAUGAUCAGGAUUCCGUUAAAUUCUGAGAAUGACCAUCCCUCGUACCAAUCCGUGUACAUGAGCGAUCGUUUUCUGAAAAAACCAAGGUUGAAAAUUCGCCGCGUAGUGGAAGAGGAUAACGACGACGUGGUGUCGAUCAUCGACGCCGAAACGCCUCUGUUGAAAGAGUUUUACGGUGAAUUUUACGUGAGCGAGAUGGUUCGUAACCCCGACGGUUGUCGAAAAUUGAUCAUCUCCGAGGAGGACGACAGGGCAACCGGUGUGAUGUUCAUUAAUAAGAACAUAGACGUGGACACACUGAUCAACAAUUUCCAGUUGGUGCCGUACAACGGCCUUAAAAAACCCCACAAGAAAGAUGUACUCCCGGAGGAAUAUAUGAGGCCUGACAGCGAGACGUUCUUCUCCUUUUUCACAAAGAAAUCUUGGGAUAUUGAUUCGGAAGGGUAUUCGAACCGCGUUAGAUCCUCCGUGAUAAUUUCUCCGGAAGAAAGCGUGGAAGAGAUCGCAGAACAGGCUACAGAACAACCGGUGGAAAUAAAAGAUGAAAAGAUGGAUCCGUCGACGAUAAGUUUCAUCAAUGAUCUUGCAGGGAUAACUCGUCAAUUUAGCAUGUACUACGAGUCGAAAAUGGAGUCGAGCGCGUUCGUCGAGUCGUUGUUCCACGUUCCACGACAGACGAUGGUUACCAGCAUAAUCGAGGACAUACAAUUGGAGGACAUCUAUAUUCCCGAACAGCCGGUUUACCACGGCCAAGUGAACGCGUUCGUUCUCGAGAUUUACGCGAUGAAACAGAAAAUGAAACUUCGGGAAAGCAGGAAUUUCAUCGAGGCCGCGUUCGAGAGCUUUCCGGAUUUGGAAUAUUGCGUGAUCCUUUUGCCCUCCAAUCACGUUUUCAUCCCUCUGCUCCAUCAUUUCGUGCGGGUGUCUCCGAAGUGCAACAAAGAUUAUCCAAUGAGUUUGUAUGUAACGCAUCGUGCCGCUCUUCUGGGUAAGAUAUCGCUCCGCGCUGGCAAGCCUCUCGACAAGCUGUUAUUGAAGAGAUUUUUAAAAAGGAUUCGAAAAUCGGAGUACGUUCUGCACGAUUUCGAUAAAGCGACGAUUAAGAAACGAUCGGACAUGUAUUCUUACAUCUUCAAGUGGAACAACAUAAUUAUCGGUCUUAUAAUUAUUUGCGCCGAGAACGAGACCUCGUACAUCAAGCGACGUUAUCACAUCGAGGAUUACAUAGCGAUACAAAAUAUCCCACCCAACGCUUACGCCCGUAUCCUCCAUUUCAUCCUAAUGCCAAUCUUCUCCAUUCACAUACCAUACAUCAUCAGCGAGAUUUCACGUCUGAGCGGCUUCGUUGUCUUUUACUAUCGACUCGAGGAGAGUUCGUUGAGCACGCUAACACGUAUGCAUCCCCUGGCGAUAUGCUUGACCGUAAUGAUCCCCGUGUAUCCCCGGCGAAGAAUAAAAUAUCGGUAUCGUAAUCUAAUCGAAACGGACAGGAAACCUAAAAAAGAAACCGAACCUUUCUCGCUCUUCUUGACGACGCCAAGAUUGUCCAUGAUGCUUGGUAAUGUCGUUGAUUCGAAGAUAGUCGUCGUGGGUGCCUCGGAUUGCGGCAUCGCGUUUGUGGAAGAACUUGCUCUUGGCUGCAAUUUCGUACGAUUCGCGAAUCUCACUUUGAUAUCGCCCAACGGUUUGCCUUACGACAAUGAUUACAACAAUUUGAGCGAUCGCAUGAUACCGUUCACCGGCCGAUACUGCCGGAAAUAUCGUCGGGAGAUUCCCACGCGUGUCUGGAUCAACAUCGUGUACGGGACGGUCAUAACGAUUAACAGGAAGGAGAAAUACGUGACCGUGUUGCAUCAAGGGAACAUCACGUACGAUUAUUUGAUCUUGACCUGCGGGAUGCAGUACCAAAAGCCCAAGUUUUACGACGAGUUGGAACUCGAGAAGAAAGGAGAAUUUUUGGAAAACGAAGUGCCUUGGAACAUGUUGACGAUCAACGACGAUACGGAAGCGGCCGUAUGCCUGGAGAAGAUAAAAAGGCAGACGGAAAAUUUGAAAAAGAAAAAGAUUAUCGUCUUUUACGGGCACAACAUAGAUUGCUACUGCGCUCUCCAAGGUUUGCUAGAAUUCGGAGUGGAUGGCUCUUGGAUCACGUUGAUCCAUCCCCCGUUGGCCCAGUGCACGGCCAAGGACGAGGCGUUCUUCGACGACUGCGAAGUGUACACGGAAGUGAUGGAGUCGAUCACGAGGAGCAACAUCAAAAUAAUCAUGGGAUGGGAAUUGAUUAAUUGGAACUUGGAGAACACGUCAAAUGGUAAAAUGAUCGAAUCGAUCAUUAUAAAGUCGAAGGGCAAGAGCAAAGUGAUAAAUUGCGACUUUUUAAUAAACUUUUACGAAAAGACUAUCGGCAUGAAGAUAUUCUUGGCGAUCUGUAGAUCCGGAUUGAUGUUCGACGGCCAAUUGGUCAUAGAUUCAGACUUGAGAACGAACGAUCCGUCGAUCUUCGCUGCUGGCACCAUAACCAAGUAUUGCAGAAGGUAUUACAGCGAGUCUUGGCAGCACAAAAACUUCAACAGAAUCGAGAUCGGCGAAAAAUUGGCGAAAAUCAUUCGAUCGUUCAUCGAAAACGAGCAUCAAGGCAAGGAUCCAGCGUCCAUACCAUCGAAGCGUAAAGCCUUCGAGUCGGUAUACGUGUUCCGAUUACCAUUGAUAGUGGCCUGCAUCGUACCCGGUGGUUAUCGAUUUCUUUACGUACGAAAGUGCGGUAAAAACACGCCGCGCAAGAUCGCGAUUCGUUUCGAUAUUUACGGUCAAGUGCUGAUCACGGGAUCGUGCAAAACCGAUAUGGGUUACUUUCGGAUAAGAUUAAAUCGGUUCAACGUGAUCGAGACGAUAACCUGUUUUAACAAAAAGAAUUUCGAAGUGGAUCAUAUAUGCUCGUUGUGGGGAAAACACGAGAGCCUGUUGAACAAUUUAAAGACGCGAUUCAAAGAAUCGCUGAUAGUGGACUUUUUCGAAUACUUUCGGGAACCGUGGGCCCUGGCCAUAUUUUACGAUAAAUUCGACUGUCUUCGGGUGGAGAAUCGUGCCACGCUCUUGUCGAAAACGGCGAUAUCCGGCCAAUCUUUGAUUAACGAUUGCAUACAUGCUCUAAUACGGUCGAAAUGGGAGGAGAUACAAAAGAACGAUCUUCAAACCAUCCAAUCGAGAUUCGCUGGUUCCUUUUACCAACAAGAGAUCGAGGAGAAUCUGCUCGACUUUCUACAAUUCUGCCAAGAGGAUCUACCUGUGUAUUGCACGCCCGAUAAAUUGAUCGAAUUAUACGAAGACAUCAAGGAGAGCCCACUGUACAACUUCUAAACUCUUGAGCAACCUAAUUUCUAUAUAUACAUAUAUAUAUAUAUAUAUAUUUUUCUUCUUCCUCUUCUUCUUCUCCUUUUUCUCGAUUCAAAAUAAAGAGAUCGCGAAACGAGCUUCCAAGUUUUAUUAUUUUAUACAUGAUUUUACGCCUCGAAUUCGCGCCAUGCAUUUUCGAUCGAGGCCCGACGGUUUCAAAAAACCGCAACGAACGUAUUGGCAACCGAUCGCGUUACACGUGGUGGACGAACGUUACCGACUUUUAAUAAACGCCCUCGAUCGUUCCAUCCGCGCCUAUUUACUCGGCAUGCGAUCCGAUCUGUGGGUCAAGUUUAACAUUCCGCCGUGCUGCUCCAUAAACAUACGGCUCAAGGCAGCGUCUACUUGCCGCCUACGCAUCGUGAAACAACAAACACGUCGUCACUGAAAUGUCGUGGCGUGCCUGUUUAAAGAGGCAGAAUUCUCUCUCUCUCUCUCUC